Messenger RNA from Syzygium oleosum, 2072 nucleotides. RefSeq names its product tRNA(His) guanylyltransferase 1-like. Lineage: Eukaryota; Viridiplantae; Streptophyta; Magnoliopsida; Myrtales; Myrtaceae. Gene Ontology annotation, biological process: tRNA modification. The transcript is spliced from 14 exons. Bases 229 to 1794 code for a protein of 521 amino acids. The record is from RefSeq and is a predicted model, not a curated record. Gene Ontology annotation, molecular function: tRNA guanylyltransferase activity; magnesium ion binding.
UUAGACUUCUCUCUCUUUUGUGCUGCAAUUCUUUAGCGUCUUCCGUUUCAUUGCGGUCUCUCUCUCGCCGCUCUAUGCUCCCCCAACCUCCAGCAUGAAGUCCUGGGAAUUGUGUGCUCGCAUGUGAAUGAAUUUGCUGGCUUUUCGGGUCACGGGUUCGACAAUUUACUUGGGUGUUUGCUCAUUGUUCUGUGUGAGUAGUCGAGAAGAAAUUCCUUGCUUGCGAGAAUGGCAAACAGCAAGUACGAGUACGUGAAGUCGUUUGAAGUGGAGGAUGAGGUGAUGCUGCCGAAUUUGAUCGUUGUGCGAAUCGAGGGAUGCAAUUUCGACGGGUUUGCUGACAUCCAUGAUCUUGAAAAAGCUAACGAUGAGAAAGCACUGGCUCUGAUGAACUCCUGUGCUGCUGCUGUGUUGGAGGAGUAUCCUGAUAUAGUUUUUUCUUAUGGAUUUAAUGAUGAGUACAGUUUUGUUUUCAAGAGGAAGACGAAGUUCUACCAAAGGCGAGCCAGCAAAAUAAUGUCGCUGAUUGUGUCUUUCUUCUCUUCUGUUUAUGCCACAAAAUGGAAAGAGUUCUUUCCUCAUAAGGAAAUGAAGUGUCCGCUUUCCUUUCUUGCACGUGUUGUUUGUUGUGCCUCAUUAGAGGUUCUUCAAGCAUAUCUUGCAUGGAGACAAAAUGAAUGUCAUAUCCGUAACCUUCACAAUACUUGUCUCUGGAUGCUGAUUAAAAGUGGAAAAUCUGCCAAGGAAGCAGUGGAAGUUUUAGAGGGUACCCAAAAACAAGAGAAAAAUGAGCUUCUUUUUCAGCAAUUCGGGAUCAACUACAGAAUGCUUCCUGAAAUGUUUCGUCAAGGGUCAUGUAUCUUUAUGACACAGGCAGAAGACGUAGUGAAGCACAAUGAGCAUGGAAUUCCCAUCAAAAGAAUGCGGCGAAAGCCUAGGAUGAUCCACAAUGAACAAAUUGCUGGGCGAAACUUUUGGAAUGGACAGCAAUACCUCUUGACGGAACUAGGUCCGUUUGAGAAUGAUAUAAAGAAGAUAAAAGCAGAAUAUAUCAAAUCCUUUCUGUUUGAAAACAAGUUGAUGCCAUCUACCUGGAUUGUGAUCAGAAUUGAUGGUUGCCACUUCCACAGAUUCUCGGAAGUUCAUGAGUUUGAGAAGCCAAAUGAUCAGCAAGCUUUGAACCUUAUGAAUUCCUGUGCAGUGGCAGUUCUGGAAGAGUUUAAAGAUAUUGUCUUCUCUUAUGGGGUCAGUGAUGAGUAUAGCUUUGUUUUGAGUAAGGAUUCUAAACUUCACCAGCGACAGGCCAGCCAAAUAGUUUCUGUCAUUGUGUCGUUCUUCUCUUCAGCGUAUGUGAUGAAAUGGAAAGACUUUUUCCCAUUUAAAGAGUUGAAGUAUACUCCUUCUUUUGAUGGACGCGCUGUAUGCUAUCCUUCCACUGAAAUACUUCGAGAUUAUCUGGCGUGGAGACAAGUUGAUUGCCACAUCAACAAUCAGUACAACACAUGUUUCUGGAUGCUUGUCAAGUCAGGAAAGAGUAAAAGUGAAGCUCAGAGUCAUCUAAAGGGCACACAAACACGAGAGAAGAAUGAACUUUUAAUCAGACAGUUCAACAUUGACUACAACACACUACCUGUAAUGUUCCGCCAGGGCUCCUCCGUGUUUCGCAUGAAGGAAGAGGACUCUAUGAUGCCCGAGAAUGUCACGCCUACAGAAGUCAAACAGAAUAUAAUCGUAGACCACUCAAAUAUCAUUGAAGAUAGCUUCUGGAAAGAGCAUCCAAGCAUAUUGUGUUAAUGUUCUUUCGUAUCUGAGUCCGGCGGAAUUCGAGAAGCUCCUUUUUUUCCUCCGACAUAUUUCAUUGAAGCUUCACUGGCGUUUUCUUUCGUUUUUCUGGGGGGCGUCUGGUGUAACUUUUUCCCACUAUGCAGGGGCAGUCGGUAUUUGUUGCAUUUAGGCAUAUUAGGUACCUUCUGAAGGGGGUUGACAAUGAAGUAUUCUUUCAUUUAAGAUCAACAAUUGUGAUUUCUGAGUGAAUUUAUAUUAAGAAAAGUCCUUUCAUGUUCUUGGCUGAA